AUGAAGAGCCUGAAGAAGUCGAUUCUCUCGCGCAAGGGAUCGAGUGACUCGAGCAAGUCGUCGCGCCCGGCUGCUAAUUCGCCGACGCCGGCUUCGAACACAUCGCCCUCAAGUACGCCCCAGCCGCCACCUUCGCACACGAACAAGCCCACACCGCCUCUCCCGACCCAUGCAUCGCCCGCGACUGCUUCUCUCAACUCGGUCUCUGCCUCUAGCUCACGUGAGAGGGACCGUGACCGCGAGAGAGAACGGGACAGGGACCGUGCGCGCCAUACCCCGGACCGCACCGCACCAGCUCCUCCAAUUGUCGUAAUCCAUCCCGAGGAUAGCGCUCCGGCCCCAUCCCAGGCCCAGCCAGAGGCAACUCCACCGCGUGCUGGUACUAUGAACCGACUCCGCCAGCAAACGCCCAAGGACACCAUUCCCGUCAUAGGAAAGCCGCCCCGCAAGCAACGCUCGUCUCGUUUCCACGUCACCGAGCGCGUCGAAAUCGAGAAACUCCCCGCCUUUGUCGAGGUUGGCCCAAAUGAGCGCCCAGAACUCUUUAUCCGCAAGCUCCGCCAGUGUUCUACCCUCUUUGAUUUCAACGAUGCCAGCGCAGAGCUCAAGGGCAAACAGAUCAAGGCUGCCACUUUGCAUGAGAUGCUCGAGUAUAUCACCACUCAGCGUGGCGUUAUCAGCGAGGUCAUCUACCCCGAAGUCAUCAGCAUGUUCGCCAACAAUCUGUUCCGCACGAUCCCGCCCCAGGUUAACCCAACAGGUGACGCAUUUGACCCUGAAGAAGACGAGCCGGUUCUUGAACUUGCCUGGCCUCACCUUCAAAUCGUCUACGAGUUCUUCCUCCGCUUUGUCGAGAGCCCAGACUUCAACACAAAUGUCGCUAAGCGCUAUAUUGAUCAAGCAUUUGUCCUACAGCUCCUCGAGCUAUUUGAUUCCGAAGAUCCUCGCGAACGCGACUUCCUCAAGACGACACUCCACCGUAUCUAUGGCAAAUUCCUUAACCUUCGCGCCUUUAUCCGCAGGUCCAUCAACAAUGUAUUCUUCCAGUUUAUCUACGAGACGGAGCGCCACAACGGUAUUGCAGAACUCCUCGAAAUUCUAGGAUCUAUCAUCAAUGGGUUCGCUCUCCCGCUCAAGGAAGAACACAAAAUGUUCCUCACUCGCGUCCUUAUUCCUUUGCACAAGGUCAAAUCCUUGUCGCUCUAUCAUCCUCAACUCGCAUAUUGUGUUGUCCAAUUCCUGGAGAAAGAUGCAAGUCUCACCGAGGAAGUUCUCCGUGGACUAUUGCGAUACUGGCCCAAGGUCAACAGUCCAAAAGAAGUCAUGUUCCUUAACGAGGUCGAAGAAGUACUUGACGUGAUCGACCCAGGCGAGUUUGUCAAGAUCCAAGAGCCUCUCUUCCGACAGCUUGCGCGUUGCGUCAAUAGCCAACACUUCCAGGUCGCUGAACGUGCGCUCUACUACUGGAAUAAUGAAUACAUUGUCAACCUGAUGGGUGACAACAUUGGCGUUAUUUUACCCUUGGUCUUCCCUGCCCUAUAUCAAAACUCCAAGACUCAUUGGAAUAGGACAAUACACGGAAUGGUAUACAACGCUCUCAAACUUUUCAUGGAGAUUAAUCCAGAAUUGUUCGAGCAAUGCGUUCAAAACUUCAAACACGACCGACAACUGCAAAAAGCCGUUGAACACUACGAAAAUUGGACACACCUACUCAAGCGUGCAACUUACAACGCACCACACCAUCAAUUGCCGGCUCGCCUGCAAAAGGUAACCUACCCGAAUCCUCCACCGGAUCUAGACGAUCUCGACUUUGGAGAUCCAAGUGUGGACUUGAGCGCCGCGGCCAUGGAGGCCGAGCUCGAUGCGGUAGCGGGAGACGUUAGUCUGAACCUCAGUGCGAAUGGUGUAGAAAGGACCCCUCAGGCGGACCCAGGACUCGAGAGCGCACAAAGGCCCGCUGAAGUACCUCUUUCACCUUCUGCGACGACUGGAGGACCGCACGUACGAAGAAAGAGCGUGUUGCCAAUGGACGCCGGGGUCAUGCGUGACCUACAAGCACACAGAAGCCUGGACGACACCGUCCCAAGUCAUAGAUAA
Messenger RNA from Rhizoctonia solani, 2097 nucleotides. RefSeq names its product Serine/threonine-protein phosphatase. Gene Ontology annotation, molecular function: protein phosphatase regulator activity. The transcript is spliced from 6 exons. Bases 1 to 2097 code for a protein of 698 amino acids. Gene Ontology annotation, biological process: signal transduction. The record is from RefSeq and is a predicted model, not a curated record. Gene Ontology annotation, cellular component: protein phosphatase type 2A complex. NCBI's taxonomy places the organism in Eukaryota, Fungi, Basidiomycota, Agaricomycetes, Cantharellales, Ceratobasidiaceae.